Ceratina calcarata is the source of this 931-nucleotide messenger RNA. Its product is annotated as dynein regulatory complex protein 8. The record is from RefSeq and is a predicted model, not a curated record. Lineage: Eukaryota; Metazoa; Arthropoda; Insecta; Hymenoptera; Apidae. The transcript has 5 exons. Bases 208 to 780 code for a protein of 190 amino acids. Gene Ontology annotation, molecular function: calcium ion binding.
ACGCGACCUUUCAAGAUCCAGUCGAGCAUCUAUUAGACAAAGCAUUCUUCAACGAAGAAUGACAAGGCUUGAGUCUUCACGAGGUAUGUAUCAUUGAUUUCAAUAAAUUAAUCUCGUGCUGAGAUUAAUGUACAUAGUUACUUCAGCGAUAUAUUGAUCAAACAAUUGUGUAGUUGUACGGAAUAAUUUAUAAGGCAAUCAUUGAUAAUGUCUCUUGUGGAACCGUCAUUGUUAGACAAGAGGCUCUGUGAAGUGUUCGAUGUAUUCGAUACUGCAAAAAGCGAUGAAAUAGAUGUCGGAGAUUUAGGAACUGUGAUUAGAGCGUUAGGAUGCGUUGUUACUGAAGCAGAAUUGCAAGAAAUACAAGUUCAAGUCGAAGAUGUUCUUAAUAAUACUGUACCAUUAAAUAAAUUUUUAGAAUACAUGUCCAAAGCUAUUAAUGAAGGCAGAUUUAAACCAGCAGAACCGGAAGAUUUGUUUCAAGCAUUUCAAUUGUUAGAUCCGGAUAAUAAAGGGUAUAUUAUGUGUGACGAAUUAGAGAAGGCAAUGAUGGAACUCGGAGAGCCGUUCUCGAAACAGGAAAUAACUAAUAUGAUGUCUAUUGCGUGCGAUCCGGAAACUAAAAGGAUCAAUUAUGAACAUUAUAUCAAUUUACUACUUGUGAAAAUACCUGAGGAUCUUAAUGUAUAUCAUAUUGUUGAAGUCAUGGAACAAGCUAGAUUAGAAGCUAUGCCCAAAAAACGUAGAUUGGAAAGUCUGCUCAUGGACUAUACUGUUUAAUAUUUUUGCACUGGACUGAUAUAACUAUUUAGUAAAGGAAAUAGGGAACAGGCAACGUGUGUGGAGAAAUAUUGAAACUUACGAUGUGGUCCAGACUCUCUUGGACAGUAUGAUCUCUUGAGUAAGUUAAACUCAACUUUGAAACUUGCAC